Molecule: messenger RNA, 3456 nt
Organism: Drosophila busckii
Lineage: Eukaryota; Metazoa; Arthropoda; Insecta; Diptera; Drosophilidae
Gene: Mco1
Exons: 6
Coding region: 417-3368 (983 amino acids)
Biological process (GO): iron ion transport
Cellular component (GO): plasma membrane
Molecular function (GO): oxidoreductase activity; copper ion binding
Source: RefSeq, a predicted model, not a curated record
UUAACGUCAGACCAGACGCGCUAAAGGCGGUUCUAAGUCGCGGAACUGUUUUCGCAUGUAGCCCUGAGGAUCGUAGCUUGACUCGAUUUGCAUCCUUGUCCUUUCUGAUAAUAGUCAGUGUUGAGUGCUUGUCAAACUGUAAAAAAGUCGGUCAGUAAUAAGUAAUAACGCAUAAUAACUGACAUACAUAAAUUGCCGACAAUUGUGUUGAAUAAACAUGAUUAUGAUCAUUUCCCUUGGACGUGAUAAGUAAAAGUGUGGAAUAAUUUAAUAAAUGGACACUUAACAGUUCAGCAUAAUAGUUUGACUUUGGUAUGGUUACAUGAAACCACACAAUCAACAACGAUAUCACAUUUUAAACGAUAUCACAUUUCUUUAAUAAGAUAAAUUAAGUCCAUAAUUAUGAAAAAUUGACAAUGGAAAUGGCAGUAACGGAGCAAUAUUUAGCAGAUCACAAAAAGGGUUGCACCAUCGCAAAAAUGAGAGGUGACAGAAACUUCAAAUUGACAUCGCCACUGUUGUUGGCCAUCUGUCUGUUCCCGUUGAGCAUCCUGUGUGAAUUUAAUGAGUCACAAACUGUUCAUAGAGAAAGAGAAAACACUUACUGCGAAUAUCAAGAGAAUGAUACCACAGUGUCAAAGGAACAAGGAAGCGUUUGGUUUGACACAAGAGACAUUUGUCUGGUAUACUCGUGCAUCGCAGCAGCCGAUUUGAAGUUGCAACCACAUAUAGUAGUAACCCCUAUUGACUGCAAUGAAUUCUAUUGCAAUGUGGGAUCUGAGUUGCGUAAAAACCCCAAAAGCUGCUGCGGCGAGUGCAUACAAACCCAUUGCCAGCACAAUAAUAGUCUUUAUGCCAUCGGCGAAACUUGGCAUAAUGAUGCAGACUGCACACUGCUGGAGUGUAGCCAAUUGGAAAAUGGCGAAAUUAUAAUAAAUAGUUAUAAACGAUUUUGCCAGCCAAUCCCUACUAACUGUCCGCCAUGGCGAAUAGGUAGAAAUAAAUGCUGCCCCGUUUGUCACCCAGCUUUUUCUUCUCGAGCUGAGCUACUAGACGAUGUAGAAAGUACAAGCGAUAUCUGGACUGCAGAGUGGUACCGACGACAUCCAUGUGUACGAGACUGCCAGAUUGGAGCAGAGCCAAUGACAUGUCGCUACACCUUUGUGGUCGAGUGGUAUCAGACGUUUUCUAAAGCAUGCUUCGAUUGUCCAUUAAACUUAACGGACUGCUUUAGGCCACACUGCGUUUUAGGAGAUGGUCUGCAACGUAGUAUAACUGUGGUCAAUCGAAUGAUGCCUGGACCCGUCAUCGAGGUGUGCGAAGGUGACCAAAUUGUCGUGGAUGUUAAGAACAAUCUUCUGGGCGAAAGCACCACUAUUCAUUGGCACGGCUUACAUCAAAAGAAAACACCCUAUAUGGACGGAGUGCCUCACAUUACGCAAUGCCCAAUUCCCCCUCAUACCAAUUUUCGCUACACUUUCCCGGCGGAUAACUCCGGUACACACUUCUGGCAUUCGCACACCGGAAUGCAGCGAGGCGAUGGUGUCUUUGGAGCACUUAUCAUUCGACGGCCCAAAAGUUCGGACCCACAUGGUGGUCUGUACGAUUUUGAUCUCAGUGAACAUGUAUUGGUUGUACAAGACUGGAUACAUGAACCAGGCUCCAGCAUAUUUGCCAAUCAUCACCAUUCCCGUGGAGAUAAUAAGCCACACAAUAUUCUGAUAAAUGGGCGUGGUCGCUACUAUAAUCGCAUAUGGGCAGAGGCAAAAAGACAAAACCGAAUGGCCACAGAGGCACCCGCAAAAUCUCCAGCAACACCAAUUACAGCUUCACUUCAGAUAGACAGCGAGCAACUAAAGUCAGAUAAUUUUAAAGCAUUAGCAACAGCUAUUAAUCCUGGUGUUGACUCAUCCAACGGGAUGGAGGUAAUGGAACUAGCUUUAAAACGCCAUGCAAUGCAUCAAACCAACUCUAAUACUACUGCUCGGAUAGCGUCUCUAGGCGAAACUCAUUCACGUCAGCGACGUGGAAACGUUGAAAAGAUACCGUUAGAACAAAUACCCCAUCAAGUAUAUUAUGUAAAGCGUGGAUUUCGUUAUCGCUUCCGCAUUGUGAACGCAGAGUACCUUAAUUGCCCAAUUGUGGUAUCUGUGGAUAAUCACAAGCUGAUCGCUAUUAACUCGGACGGAUAUGACAUUGAAGCAAUGGAAGUAGGUUCUAUUGUAACGUAUUCGGGAGAGCGCUUUGACUUUGUACUGAAUGCCAAUCAGCAUGUGGACAACUACUGGGUGCGUCUAAAGGGACUGAUGGAUUGCAGUGAGCGCUUUACCUCUGCCUUUCAGGUGGCUAUAUUGCGCUACGAAGGUGCUACCGACGAAGAACCAAUAUCCGAACUUGGGUAUGCUCACAAUGCCACAGGCAUUGAGCUGAAUGUAAUGAAUCGGGGACCUGGCUAUACCGAUACAAAGACAGUUGCUGAGAUGAGAGCACUGCCGAUUUACGAUAAGGUCUCUGGAAUUGACGACGAUACACUCAAGCCAGAGGCUGACUACAAGUUCUUUGUAUACUACGACUUCUAUCGAAAAGAUAAUCCUGAAUUUCAUCACGGCGAUUAUUAUAGCAUGAAUACAAACAUUUCAAAGGAAAACAUACUCUACACACCGCAGCUUAACCACAUAUCACUGAAAUUUCCUUCUAUGGCACUGCUGCCGCAGCGCAAUCAACUGAAUGACGAACUUUUUUGCAAUGAGACGAGCUUAACUCAAAAUGGUAUCGACUGUCGCAAACAAUUUUGCAAGUGUCAUCAUGUCCUGCAAGUACCUUUAAAUGCAGUUGUAGAGUUUAUUAUUGUAGACGAGGGAUUCACCUUUUACGCAAAUCAUCCAUUUCACUUACAUGGCAAUGCCUUUCGCGUGAUUGGAUUGGAGCGCCUCGGUGAAAAUGUUACAAUUGAAAUGGUAAAACAACUUGAUCAGUUCAAGUUGCUUAAACGCAACUUAAUAAAUCCACCUGUUAAAGAUACAGUCACAGUUCCGGACGGCGGUUACACAAUUGUUCGCUUUGAAGCCUAUAAUCCAGGUUAUUGGCUCUUCCACUGUCACAUUGAAUUUCAUGCUGAAAUCGGAAUGGCACUAGUAGUUAAAGUGGGGGACAACGAUCAAAUGAUGCCGGUACCUCGUAACUUUCCUACCUGCGGGGACUAUGUGCCUGAUUCUCGUGAAGAUUCUGUAACUUCGACCACCGAAAAUGAUGAAAGCAACCCAACUCAGGCAUCACCAACGACAGGGUCAGCGACACCGAGUUUAGCAUUAGAAUCAAGUUCAUUGUGGGUUUUUCUAAGCUUGCAACUACUAGUUCGUGUUCACUGAACUCUCUGCAUAUGGGUUUCUAUAAUGCUUACAUGACACUUGUGCAACUUCUGUCGUCUUUAUAUAUAACAGAUAAUAAUCUUUAAUA